Messenger RNA from Neocloeon triangulifer, 1833 nucleotides. Its product is annotated as FGGY carbohydrate kinase domain-containing protein. NCBI's taxonomy places the organism in Eukaryota, Metazoa, Arthropoda, Insecta, Ephemeroptera, Baetidae. Gene Ontology annotation, biological process: carbohydrate metabolic process. The coding region runs from base 155 to 1756 and encodes 533 amino acids. The record is from RefSeq and is a predicted model, not a curated record. The transcript is spliced from 9 exons. Gene Ontology annotation, molecular function: phosphotransferase activity, alcohol group as acceptor; kinase activity.
CCUCUCUACGUCGUUAUCAAUGAUCGAGUUUACAUCUUUCUCCUCUCCCUACCCGUCGUGGAAUAACAAAAACAACAACGUAGACGGACGGACAGCGAGCCGCAUAAUCUGACAGUUGAAAAAACGCUUUCGGUUCCGAUUUGUGUAGAAUAAUAUGUCGCAAGGGUUGUUCGUCGGGGUCGACGUUGGCACGGGCAGCGCCAGAGCAGCGCUGGUCACUGCCGAGGGAAAGGUGCUCGCCACGGCCACCAAAAAUAUUCAGAUUUGGACUCCGAGGCCUCAUUUCGCGGAGCAGUCGUCCGAGGACAUCUGGAGCGCCGUUUGUCAAGCGACAAAGAAUGUUUUAAAAGGUCAAGAUGCAAGGAAUGUCAAAGGUAUCGGAUUUGACGCUACCUGUUCUUUGGUCGCACUGGACAAAACCGGACAGCCCAUUUCAAUUAGUCCAACAGGUGCAAACCAGCAGAACAUUAUCAUGUGGAUGGACCACAGGGCAGAGGAGGAGAUCAAAGUGGUCAACGCCACCAAAAACAAGGUCCUUGAUUUCGUUGGAGGCAAAAUUUCACUUGAAAUGCAAAUUCCUAAAUUGCUUUGGCUCAAGAACAAAUUCGGCGCUGAAUUUUUCAAAAAAGUUGACCACUUUUUCGACCUUCCAGACUUCUUGACCUGGAAGGCUACCGGAGUGACCUCAAGGUCGCUUUGCUCGUUGGUCUGCAAAUGGACAUAUCAGGUCGAGGAACAUCACAAAAAUGGCUUUUGGGAUCGCGAAUUUUUUGAUCAGGUCGGUCUAGGUGAUUUGAAAUCAGAGCAAAUCGGGCUCGACGUGCGAAUGCCAGGCUCCGUCAUUGGAACCCUGACCUCGGAGGCUGCUGCCCAACUCGGGCUGACCUCGGAGGUCAAAGUGGGCACCUCGUUGAUUGACGCUCACGCUGGUGCGCUCGGCAUGAUCGGCUGCAACGCUGCCGGCACCACCACAAACUUCGUCGAAAGAUUAGGAUUAAUUUGCGGCACUUCGUCGUGUCACAUGGCGGUGAGCGAGAAGUGCCUUUUUGUUCCUGGCGUUUGGGGACCCUAUUUCAGCGCAGUCCUUCCUGACCUUUGGCUCUCUGAGGGUGGGCAGAGUGCGACAGGUCGUUUGCUCGACCACGUCAUCCAAUCUCACCCAGCGAGGGACAAUUUCAAAGACAAAAAUCUAAAUGAAAUUCCAGCCGAACUGAAUAAAAUUUUAGAGAGCAUUCCUGCGACGGAUUUGACCAGCAAUUUGCACAUUGUGCCUGAUUUUCAUGGAAAUCGCUCGCCUUUGGCCGAUUCUACCAGAAAGGGAAUGAUGUCUGGAUUGGAUUUUGACACUUCAACCACGAGCCUCGCCACCCUUUAUUUGGCAACCAUCCAAGCCAUUGCGUACGGAACGAAGCAUAUCUACGAGACUCUUCAGAAACACGGACACAAACUAAACGUUGCUCUGAUGUGUGGCGGUCUGGCAAAAAAUCCCGUUUUUGUUCAAACGACAAGUGACGUGUUGGAAAUGCCCGUAUUGCUGCCCGAAGAGCCGGAAUCUGUGUUGCUCGGAGCAGCGAUUCUUGGUGCAACGGCCGCCGGUGCCUUUCCCACUGUACACCAAGCGGCCAUCAGUAUGGGUGGCGCGGCCACGAAAAUUCUGCCUCAACCCACCACGCAAGAGUUCCACCGGAAAAAGUACAAAGUGUUCCUGAAAAUGCUGGAUGACCAAGCAAAGUAUAAGGAAAUGAUGAGUGAAUAAAAAUAAUUUUCAAUUUGCUGAGAUUACCCACCCAUUGAAUAAAAUUAGUCAGAAUAAGAAUUUUUUUAUGCAUUUCU